AUGUCGAUUAUGAGCUAUACUGGAGGAACCGUCGUCGCCAUGGCCGGUGAUGAGUGAGUUUCGAUUCUAUUCCAUUUCUAGCAAAAUACGCAGCUUUUUAAGCUGAAAAUAUCACAAAAACGUCAAAAUUCGAAAUUUUUGCAAAUAAAUUUCAAAAUCAACCUUUCAGAUGCGUCUGCAUCGCCUCGGAUCUCCGUAUCGGAGAGCAGAUGACGACGGUCGCCACCGAUCAGAAAAAGGUGCACAAGGUGACGGACAAGGUGUACGUCGGUCUCGCCGGCUUCCAAUCCGACGCGCGCACCGUUCUCGAGAAGAUUCUGUUCCGCAAAAAUCUAUACGAACUCCGCGAGAACCGUCGCAUCAAGCCCCAAGUGCUCUCCGAGAUGAUCUCCAACCUCGCCUACCAGCACCGCUUCGGCAGCUACUUCACCGAGCCGCUCGUCGCCGGACUCGAUGACACGAACAAGCCGUUCAUCUGCUGCAUGGACACAAUCGGAUGCGUCUCGGCGCCGCGUGACUUCGUCGCCGUCGGAACCGGACAGGAGUACCUGCUCGGAGUGUGCGAGAGUCAGUUUUCAGCGCAUAUUUCUCAUUUUUCUGAAUAUUGUUCGUUUGCAGACUUCUGGCGCGAGAAUAUGAAGCCAGACGAGCUGUUCGAGGCGACCGCCCAGUCGAUUCUGUCGUGCCUGGAGCGUGACGCCGCCUCCGGAUGGGGAGCCGUCGUCUACACCAUCACCAAGGACAAUGUGAACGUGUCGACGAUCAAGGCUCGCAUGGACUAA
Caenorhabditis sp. 36 PRJEB53466 is the source of this 782-nucleotide messenger RNA. NCBI's taxonomy places the organism in Eukaryota, Metazoa, Nematoda, Chromadorea, Rhabditida, Rhabditidae. The record is from the annotation of a GenBank genome assembly.